Messenger RNA from Ostreobium quekettii, 210 nucleotides. Lineage: Eukaryota; Viridiplantae; Chlorophyta; Ulvophyceae; Bryopsidales; Ostreobiaceae. The record is from the annotation of a GenBank genome assembly.
AUGGAAGGCAGCCGAGCCCCACUGGCCAGGUACCUCAUAGCCAACGAGCUGUGGUACACCGCGUCCUUCCUGCUGACCACGUGCCUGAGGUGCGGCGUGCCCGUGACCUUGGGGCCCUUUGCCCUUUCGGAAGAAAAUUUGAAGGCCGAGAACCUGAGGACGGACUUCUUCGUGAUGGGAAGCGAGAAUGCGGGGCUGGCAGUGGGAUAG